AUGUCGAACGCAGAAGAAGACGUCACCAAUCAACUCGGUUCUUUAUCAAUUGGAACCAGUAAGGAUGAAAAGGAUAAAAAAUUGACCAAGAAAGAGAAUAUUUUUGAAGUUAUCAAAUCAGAUGAAGAUGAAGAUAAGAAGAGUCGCAUGAAGGUAAACAACAUCAAGCUUGAGCAAUCCUUGUCCAAUGCUAACUUAAACCUCGUCGACAAAAAGAAGGACCCAAAUGUAAAGACUGCGAAAUCUCAAAAGAGCACAAAUGAGAGCACUUUGAAAAAGGAUACAAACAAGGUUGAAGCAUUUAAAGACAUUGCCCUGAAAUUUGACUUUACAAAGGCAUCAUCGAAGUCCAAAUCACCUGAAGACACUAGUGUUACUGCAGACAACUCUAAACCGGAUUCAGAGAAGAAGUCUGGAUUUUUGUCAGAUGUUGUCUUGAAGUUUGAUGACAGCAAGAAGGAUCCCAAUGUGAAAUCUCAAAAGAAAACAAGUGAGACCAUUUUCAAAAAGGAUGCAAAUAAGGAUGAAUCAUUGAAAGGCAUAGCCCUGAAAUUUGAUUUUGCAAAGAUUAAAUCGGAAUCCAAAUCACCUGAAAGCAGUAGUGUUGAUGCUGUUGAUGACUCUACACCUGAUUCAGGGAAGAAGUCUGGAUUUUUGUCAGAUGUUACAUUGAAGUUUGAUGACAACACGAAGGAUCCAUACGCAAAGAAUGUGAAAUCUCAAACAAGCACAAGCAAAAAGGAUGCAAAUAAGGUUGAAACAUUGAAAGACAUAGCACUGAAAUUUGACUUUACAAAGGUAUCAUCGAAGUCCAAUUCACCUGAAGGCAGUAAUGUUGUUGCUAGCGAAGACUCCAGACCCGAUUCCGGGAAGAAGUCUGGGUUCUUGUCAGAUGUUACUUUGAAGUUUGAUGAGAACAGGAAGGAUCCAUAUGCAAAGAAUGUGAAGUCUCAAAAGAGCACUUUGAAAAAGGAUACAAACAAGGUUGAAGCAUUUAAAGACAUUGCCCUGAAAUUUGACUUUACAAAGGCAUCAUCGAAGUCCAAAUCACCUGAAAGAAGUAGUGGUGGUGCAAGCGAAGUCUCUAGACCUGACUCAACGAAGAAGUCUGGGUUCUUAUCAGAUGUUACGUUGAAGUUUGAUGACAGCAGUAAGGAUCCAUAUGCAAAGAAGGUGAAAUCUAUUUUGACAAAAGAUACAAAUAAGGCUGAGUCAUUGAAAGGCAUAGCCCUGAAAUUUGACUUUACAAAGGUAUCAUCGGAAUCCAAAACGCCUGAAAGCAUUAAUGCCGAUGAUUUAGACGAUCUCAGUUCACAAUUGAAAAGUCUUAAAGUAGAAGAUACAAAGACCGAAGAAUCAAGCGGGUCAGAAAAAGAGUCCGAAAGAAAGUCAAGAGAACCUUCACCUUCCAAAGAGGGACUUGAAGAAUUCAUCGAAGAGGAAGAUCCCAAUGAAUCCAACCCCAUCUUCCAAAAGACAUUAGGAGGAUUAGAACGAGAUGACGAAGUUGCUCAUUCCCAUUUCCAAUCCUCCGAAUUGCUCGUUCCUGGCUUGAACGUCAAAUUAUAUCCUCAUCAAGUCAUCGGACUUGAUUUUUUCAAAAAGCGUGAAUCAGAGCCAAUCAAAGGUGGAUUAUUAUGUGAUGACAUGGGUCUUGGGAAAACUAUUCAGAUGAUUGCAUUAAUGUUAAUCAACCGGAACAAACUGAAUCCCGAGAACAGUAGGUUUUUAAAGACUUCAUUAAUCUUAUGUCCACCUGCCGUGAUGCAUCAAUGGAAACAAGAAAUUGAAACUAAAGCCUCUGGAUUAUCUGUCAUGAUCUAUCAUGGACCCAAAAGAGCUAAACUUCUUGGAGCAAUACCUAAAUAUGAUGUGGUAAUUACUACAUAUCCAACCGCGACUUCUGAAGUUAGCAACAAUUCCCAAUUUUUGAGUUAUAAAUGGUUUAGAAUUAUUGCUGAUGAGGCACACCAAAUCAAGAACCCACUUGCUGAGAGAACAAAAGCUAUCAAUAAAUUAACAGCAGAACGGAAAUGGUGUCUUACUGGUACACCAGUUCAAAAUGAUGCUUAUGAUCUCUUGAGUCUUUUGAACGUCUUACGAAUUGAUGAUGAAAGGAUUGAUUGGUCAUUUUUGAGUAUGAAACAAUGGAAAGAAGAUAGUGAGACUUGUCAGAAGAAUUUACGAUUAUUAAGAGAAUUAUUAAAAUCGGUGAUGUUGAGACGUACCAAAGCCAUUUUGAAAUAUUUGGAAUUACCGCCAAAGAGAAUGUAUCGUGAAAUGAUUCUCUUGUCACCUGAAGAAAGAGGCGUGUAUAAUUGUUUCCAAAAGAUAAUUGAACAUUGUAAGCUUUCGAUGGAUUAUGUUUUAAUUGAAAGAUUUUUGAAGAUAAAUGUCGAAGCUUGGUCUUAUGCUUCCGUGGUGGCUAUUUUCUUAAGAUUGAGACAAUACUGUUCUUAUUGGAAAAUUGUCACUGAUUUCACUCCCGAGAUUGAAUAUGAGGAAGAGGAAGAAUCCUCGAAGGAAUUAGUGUCUGACAUGAUUAAGGCCAUUACGAAAUUGAGAAAGAGUAAGAAGUAUAAUAAGAUGGAAUAUGCAUUAUCUAUCUUAAAGAAAGACCCCACCAGAAAAACAAUCAUCUUUACCAAUUUUACAUCAGCAUUUCGUGAUUUGGUAGAAAUCCUCAACAAUAAUGGUUUUGAAUGUGUGGUCUAUCACGGAGGAUUAACUACAGAAUUUAGAGAAAAAGCAUUAACAAAAUUCCGAGAAAGCCCGAACAUCCCGAUUUUAUUAUGUUCAAUUCAAGCCGGUGGAGUUGGGUUAAAUUUAACGGCGGCUUCUAGAAUCAUCUUUUUAGAUCCUUGGUGGAAUCCGGCUAUUCAUGCACAAGCUACUGAUAGAGUUUAUAGAAUUGGACAAGUACAUGAUGUUGACGCAUAUGAAUUGGUGACUCAUGAUAGUGUUGAGGAAAGAAUGUAUGAGACGUUAGAUAAGAAGAAGGAAUUGUCUGAUACUCUUAUUGAGAAUAAGGACAAGAACAAGAAGAAGAAAGAUGUAAACAAGUUGUCAAUGCAAGUUAUUGAAAGAUUCAUCGGUACAGAGAAUAUAGAAGCCUGA
This is a messenger RNA of Hemisphaericaspora subhashii, 3117 nucleotides long. Its product is annotated as DEAD/DEAH box helicase. The transcript has a single exon. Bases 1 to 3117 code for a protein of 1038 amino acids. Gene Ontology annotation, molecular function: ATP binding; ATP-dependent chromatin remodeler activity. NCBI's taxonomy places the organism in Eukaryota, Fungi, Ascomycota, Pichiomycetes, Serinales, Debaryomycetaceae. The record is from RefSeq and is a predicted model, not a curated record.